Molecule: messenger RNA, 1384 nt
Organism: Xiphophorus maculatus (southern platyfish)
Lineage: Eukaryota; Metazoa; Chordata; Actinopteri; Cyprinodontiformes; Poeciliidae
Gene: prdm12
Product: PR/SET domain 12
Exons: 5
Coding region: 155-1282 (375 amino acids)
Biological process (GO): neurogenesis
Cellular component (GO): nucleus
Molecular function (GO): histone methyltransferase binding
Source: RefSeq, a predicted model, not a curated record
CACUUAUAUAAAGAGACCCAUCACAGCCCGGUGCUGCAGCAGUUUCCUACGCGCACACAGUCUGGAGCGAGGAGGACGGACUCUUGCCUCUGUGUCCAGCCCCGUUCAUUCACCGCUUCCUUCCCCUCCUCUCUCUCUCUCUCUCUUACGCAUCAUGGGCUCCGUGCUGCCCGCCGACGCUCUGGCUCUGAAGCCCGGAUUUAAGUGCUCCGGCCGCUCGCUGUCGGACGUGAUCACCUCGGACAUCCUGCACAGCUUCCUGUACGGCAGGUGGAGGAACGUGCUGGGCGAACACCUGGCGGAGGAGCGGCAGAGCGGCAGCAGCCCCAAGACCGCCUUCACGGCGGAGGUUCUGGCCCAGUCCUUCGCUGGAGAGGUGCAGAAGCUCUCCAGCCUGGUGCUUCCCAGCGAGGUGAUCAUCGCCCAGAGCUCCAUCCCGGGAGAAGGCCUGGGGAUCUUCUCCAAGACCUGGAUCAAAGCCGGAACAGAGAUGGGCCCCUUCACCGGGAGACUCCUGUCCCCCGAACACGUGGACUUGUUCAAGAACAACAAUCUGAUGUGGGAGGUGUUCAAUGAGGACGGCUCGGUGCGGUACUUCAUCGAUGCCAGCCAGGAGGACCACCGCAGCUGGAUGACCUACAUAAAGUGCGCUCGGAACGAGCAGGAGCAGAACCUGGAGGUGGUGCAGAUCGGCAGCAGCAUCUUCUAUAAAGCAGUGGAGACCAUUCCGCCUGACCAGGAGCUCCUUGUCUGGUAUGGAAACACGCACAACACAUUCCUGGGAAUCCCUGGAGUUCCUGGGAUGGACGAAGAACACCAGAAGAAAAGCAGGAAUGACGACUCCCACUCCACCGAGGGGCCCUCUUCGUGUUCUCCUCCUUCCGUCGCCGUCACCUCCACGGGCCGGAUGCGCUGCGUCAUCUGCCACCGCGGCUUCAACUCCCGCAGCAACCUGCGCUCCCACAUGCGCAUCCACACCCUGGACAAGCCCUUCGUGUGCCGCUUCUGCAACCGCCGCUUCAGCCAGUCGUCCACGCUGCGGAACCACGUCCGUCUGCACACCGGCGAGCGGCCGUACAAGUGCCACGUCUGUCAGAGCGCGUACUCCCAGCUGGCGGGCCUGAGGGCGCACCAGAAGAGCGCACGGCACAAACCUGUGGCGCACGCCUCCGACGCGCCCCCGCAGGUUUCCCCUCCCCCUCCUCCUCCACCUGCGCCGCAGAUGGCCGCCAUGCAGCAUCAGAUGCCUCUGGUCCACCACAUUCCCACCAUGGUGUUAUGAUGGCAGACACUGGGUCAGGCUGUGGCUUAGAACAACGACGCACUUUAGACUUAAAGCUGUGGUGGAAAUGUAAAGAAGCGCUGAUGUAAUUAUGAAUCUUCU